Molecule: messenger RNA, 447 nt
Organism: Cyphellophora attinorum
Lineage: Eukaryota; Fungi; Ascomycota; Eurotiomycetes; Chaetothyriales; Cyphellophoraceae
Product: Golgi apparatus membrane protein TVP18
Exons: 4
Coding region: 1-447 (148 amino acids)
Biological process (GO): vesicle-mediated transport
Cellular component (GO): Golgi membrane
Source: RefSeq, a predicted model, not a curated record
AUGACGCUCGCCGAUGAAUUCAGGUCGCGGAACUUCUCGAUCUAUGGACAGUGGCUCGGCGUUCUAUGCAUCAUCUUGGGCUUCGCUCUCGGAAUCGCCAAUAUAUUUCACUUCAACCUCCUCAUACUCUUUAGCAUCAUUCUGCUGGUGUGCUCAUUCAUCCUCAUCUUCAUAGAGAUCCCACUACUCCUACGGAUCUGUCCGACGUCUGCCAAAUUCGAUGUCUUUAUCAGGCGAUUCACGACCAAUUACAUGAGAGCCGCAAUCUACGGUCUCAUGAGUCUUGUGCAAUGGCUGAGCAUAAUUGUCGAUGCAAGCAGCCUCAUCGUCGCCGCCGUUUUCCUGAUGCUCGCAGGCGUCUGCUACGCGCUUGCCGGUCUCAAGCACCAAGAUUUUGUUGGAAGUAAGACCCUUGGAGGACAAGGCGUCGCGCAAAUGAUUGUAUAA